Messenger RNA from Cydia pomonella (codling moth), 3130 nucleotides. RefSeq lists its product as uncharacterized. Bases 825 to 3020 code for a protein of 731 amino acids. Lineage: Eukaryota; Metazoa; Arthropoda; Insecta; Lepidoptera; Tortricidae. The record is from RefSeq and is a predicted model, not a curated record. The transcript is spliced from 2 exons.
AAAAAGUCAAAAAAUAUGUCAGAAGUUAAGAAAUUUUUCCACAAAAUAUUAUAAUGCAAUUAUAUUUAUAAAUCCUUCCGUACAAUAUAUGUAUCAAGAAAUUUACAGUAAUCGUACAGCGGUUAGUAUUUAUCCGCGAAGGCCGCAGAUCGCAGGCCUGGCCCAAAAGGAGCGCCGGCCGAUGCACGGCCCGGUUGACAUGACAAGAAUGUCAAUGUAAAAAAUAUCAACAACCGCGAUACAAUUUCUUGUUUACAAGUGAUUUCUAUAGUGUUAUUUAAGUAUUACUACUGACACCCGUUGCGACGAAUCUAGUUAGUGUGUCAGCCUAGGAAGUGGUGCUCUCUAAGUGCUUUAAGUGUAUAGCAUUUCUGCAAGGUAACGGCUGUUCCUUUGAACGAAUCUACUUCGCUGUUGGGAAACAUUCCACACAUUUAAGACUUUAAAAAUGUGUUGUAAAUAAUUCCUUUUCUUUUACUAUUUAGUGUUUAUCUGUAUACUCUUACUUAUUUGUAUUUUUACCUACAAUUUUCAAUGUCAGCUCAAAAUGCCCCACCUCAGAUCCCGCUCCUGGAAUGUCCCAUUUGCUGCGACCAUAAACGCUACAAAGGCCAACGUGGCCUUAAUAUUCACUGCGUUCGCGCUCACAGCCCCAGAAUCGAACCGCAACCACCCCCAACAACGACUAACAAUGUGGCAUUCAAUAGUAGCGUUAAUAUUAACCCGGUAACUACAUCCCUAGCUCAAUUACUAGCCCCCUUAAGAACGAAGCAAAAUUGACUAAACGUAUUCCUAAAGGCGCUCGUGCCCCGGUAGCACGAAGCAUGGCGGAGUGCAUAGCUAGAGUGGUAGCAGAAAACAGCAAUGUUUCUUGGGAACGUCUUUUAACAUUUGCUUAUCAAAAUUUACAUAUUCCACACAUUAAAUCAAACCGGAGUUUAACAUCAAUUAUCAAAAGUAAUGUAACUCACCCCUCUUUUCCCAUUCCUCAUCCCGCUAACAACCCAACAGACCAAACCCCCCGUGUAUCAUCAACCACGCUAAAGUACAAGUGCAAAUCAAUAGAAAAUAAAUUAUCAGAUGGCAACUUAAAGGGAGCAACUAGAUUGCUUUUUUCUAGCGAUACCUUGGCGACAUAUUCUCCUGCCGUGCUCAAUGCUCUGCAAGAGAAACAUCCCUGCGCUUCAAUGCCCUCGCCACAGCCCAACUCACCAGCUGCCACUUCCCAACCACUACAAGUAUCGAAAACUGCAAUUUUACAUGCGAUACUCUCCUUUCCAGCUGGGUCAGCAGGCGGACUAGACGGCAUCUCCCCACAACACCUAAAAGAUUUAACUAGCCCGCUUGCGGGAGAUGCCGGUGAGACUUUACUGGAGGAGCUAACCACACUAACAAAUCUAAUGCUUGCGGGAUGCCAGCAAGGAGACCCACUAGGGCCCGCAAUCUUCAGCCUAGCCAUUCAUCCCGUCAUCUCUCAGCUUACAUCCGAACUAAAUUUUUGGUAUUUAGACGACGGCACCAUCGGUGGAAGUAAGUCAUCUGUGUUAGCCGACUUAAAAACUUUAAUUGACCGCUUCGCAGAAAUUGGCCUUUCAAUAAAUUUUAAAAAGUGUGAAAUGUUUAUUUCAGAAGCCAUUCCACCCAAUACCCGUUCCACUUUAAUCAACGAGAUUAACCAGCUCACGCCAAAUAUUUCCAUUUUAUCCCGCGAAACUCUCACACUUUUAGGAGCCCCCAUUUUAGACGAAUCCAUCCCGCUAUCCAUAAAUUCAAAAAUAGAUCAAUUCUAUAAGUGUUCCAACCUAUUUUACGAAAUCAGCCCACACAUGGCCCUCUACAUUUUGCGACUGUGUCUAUUCUCUCCUAAAUUUUUGUACAUCCUUCGCUGCGCCCCACUUUGGAAAUUCCCCAUAAUGACUGCAAAAAUUGACCAAAUUUUAAGAGACACCGUUGGCAAAAUCCUAAAUGUUACUUUUACAUCCCCCAGUUGGACCCAAGCUACCCUCCCGAUCAAAUAUGGCGGUCUUGGUAUCCGUUUGACGGGCAGUUUAGCUCUCCCAGCCUUUCUGUCGUCUGCCUAUAGCACGAUCACCCUCAUUGGCGGUAUAUUACGUAUCCCUUCAACCGCUAAUGUGUCGGUGUCGUGCCUGGCGGACGCUGAAUCGGCAUGGAGAGCAGACCAUCCCGUCGAGCAGAUACCAGAGGAGAAAGCCAGCCAAGCAGCAUGGGACGCGAUAAGUAUAAAAAUGCACCACCAACUUCUACUACAAAACUGCCAUAACGACCACGAACGGGCGAGGCUAUUAGCCGUUUCCGAAAAGGAAUCCGGGCAUUGGCUGCACGCGCUUCCAUCGCGAAACCUUGGCUCCACUCUAGAGCCACCAGCCUUACGCAUCGCUGUUUGCCUCCGCCUGGGCCUAAAGGUAUGCGAGCCCCACGCUUGUAGUAGAUGCGCCCAGCCUGUGGACGCUCUAGGACGGCAUGGCUUACACUGCCAAAUGAGCGCAGGCCGACUAUACAGACACGCCACAUUAAACGACCUGAUCCGCCGCGCCCUUUGCACCGCCUCCCUACCUGCGACUUUGGAGCCGUCAGGCCUCUCUGCCACCGACGGCAAGAGACCUGAUGGCUGCACUCUUGUGCCUUGGAGCCUUGGCCGCCCUUUAGCGUGGGACGCUACCUGCGUCGAUACGCUAGCCCCGUCCCACGUUGAAGGAUCGGCUCGGAAGCCCGGGACUGCCGCGGACCAGGCCCAGACACUAAAGCGCCGCAAAUAUGCGUUCCUAACGGAUCAAUACGAAUUUGCGGCGCUUGCCAUAGAAACACUGGGCCCAUGGUCGAGCGACACAAAGCAAUUUAUGAAGGAAGUGUCGGUCCGACUAAUAGGUGUCUCGGGCGACCACAGGGCGGGCUCCUUCUUUGCCCAAAGAUUGAGCCUGGCGGUGCAAAGGGGCAAUGCUGCUAGCAUCCUAGGGAGUAUUCCAGAAGCGGGUAGCUUUGGGGAGGUAUUUUAUAUUUAGUAUUUAGUUUUUAUAAAUAUAUAUAAGUGUAAUAUAAAAAUAUUUUCUUAGUUUCAUGUUAACAUGUAAACAUUCUUACAAAUACUUAAAUAAAUGGUAUAUGCCACCUU